AGCGGGUCCUGAAAGCGGCUCCGGGGCGGCGCGGUGGCGCACUGUGCGCGCCGAGCAGGCGGAGGGCUAGCGCCGGCGGCGGCGGCAGCAACGCAGGCAGUCAGAGCCGGCUGCGGCUCCGUCUCAGCCCCGGCAGCCCCGGCGGCCUUGGUGGCGGGAACCCUCUGCUCUCUCCUCUGUUCCUCACUCCACGCCUGGGGCAGGCGCGGCGGCCGUCCCGGAAGAGGCAGCGGAAAGACAGUGGAACCAGACCCACGAGGGAGGGCGGCGGGGCGCGAAGAGUUGGUAGGCACGAGGUAGACACCCUGGCGAGGAAGAGUCCUUCGCUGGUGUCCCCGUUCCUGGUCCCGGCGAUGGGCGAGCAGCGGGGGCCGCGGGAACUUUGAAGGCAGCGGGUUUCAGGGUUGGAGGGCUGCACGCUCCCGAGGACUUCGGAGUCGCGGCCCUAGCGUCAGGGGCGGAAGCAUCUCCAAACCCGCAAGAACCCCGCGCUGCCGUAGAGGAAGUUCUUUGCAACUUCGUAAGAGACGUCGGAGAGCCAGUUGGAGAGAGGCCGAGGGGAAAGUCUGAGCCCCAGAGACUCGGAGAAGCAGAGAAAGAAAGGAUCUGGCGGAGACCGAGGGGUCGAGGAAGGACCCCAGAGGCAUCGAGGCCGCGGAACCAGCCUGGCAGCCCCCGGGUCUCGCUGCCCCCUGAGUGAAGUCAAGGGCCGAGUGUUCCGGCGGCCUCUUCAGAGCUGCUCCUACCCGGGGCCGGGGGCUGCUGGCUGUCCCGGAGGCGGGCCGCUACGCUAUGCCCCCGAAGCCGCGGGCGCCUUGGCCGCAGCUACCCCGGGCUGGGCCCGGAGCCGCCGCUUGAGCCAGCCAGGGAGGGAAGCCAGCCGGAGUUGGGCACCCGCUCCCAGCCGGGCUGCGCUAGCACCGUUUCCCGCCUCUCCGCACAGCUCCCGGCGGUCUCCAGCAGGGAGGCUCUGAGAGAGACCUCGAAGCUCCAGCAGUGUUUUCUGAGCCCAGCUCGCACAGUGCCUGGCCUGGUGGCGCGGCUACCUAUCCGCCCUGGGCAGCCCCUUGGCGCCGGGAGGCGGCGGCGUGGGCCGGCCUGCAGUCUGGAGCGCCCCGAUGGAAAUACACUGUAAGCACGACCCGUUUGCAUCCAUGCAUAGACAUGGAGGAGUGAAUCAGCUUGGGGGGGUUUUUGUGAAUGGACGGCCACUCCCGGAUGUAGUCCGCCAGAGGAUAGUGGAACUUGCUCAUCAAGGUGUCAGGCCCUGCGACAUCUCCAGGCAGCUUCGGGUCAGCCAUGGUUGUGUCAGCAAAAUUCUUGGCAGGUAUUAUGAGACAGGAAGCAUCAAGCCUGGGGUAAUUGGAGGAUCCAAACCAAAGGUCGCCACACCCAAAGUGGUGGAAAAAAUCGCUGAGUAUAAACGCCAAAAUCCCACCAUGUUUGCCUGGGAGAUCAGGGACCGGCUGCUGGCGGAGCGGGUGUGUGACAAUGACACCGUGCCUAGCGUCAGUUCCAUCAACAGGAUCAUCCGGACAAAAGUACAGCAGCCACCCAAUCAACCAGUCCCAGCUUCCAGUCACAGCAUAGUGUCCACGGGCUCCGUGACGCAGGUGUCCUCGGUGAGCACGGAUUCCGCCGGCUCUUCGUACUCCAUCAGCGGCAUCCUGGGCAUCACGUCCCCCAGCGCCGACACCAACAAGCGCAAGAGAGACGAAGGUAUUCAGGAGUCUCCGGUGCCAAACGGCCACUCACUUCCAGGCAGAGAUUUCCUCCGGAAGCAGAUGCGGGGAGACUUGUUCACACAGCAGCAGCUGGAGGUGCUGGACCGCGUGUUUGAGAGGCAGCACUACUCAGACAUCUUCACCACCACAGAGCCCAUCAAGCCUGAACAGACCACAGAGUAUUCAGCCAUGGCCUCGCUGGCUGGUGGGCUGGACGACAUGAAGGCCAAUCUGGCCAGCCCCACGCCUGCUGACAUCGGGAGCAGUGUGCCAGGCCCGCAGUCCUACCCCAUUGUGACAGGUGAGGGCACCUGGGGCGUGGGGGAUGAGUGAGGGAGGAAGAGAGAGAGAGGAGUGUAUGGUGGGAAGAGUGGCUUCUUGGUGUGUUUGGAUGUGAUUGGCCAAUUUUGUUUUAACGAGGUUAUGAGGUCUGGGAACAGGUCAGAUGCUAGGGCCAGGGUUGCAGCUGUGAUGAGACAUCGCUGGAUAUGGUUCCAACAAAGCCGGGGAGAACAAAUGCCAAAUGGACUGUGGGCUGGAGGGGACUUGGGGUGGGAGGCAGGAAACCUCCUGCCAGAGGGGCCCCUGUGGGUGGGGCUGAGUGUUCAGAGGCCUAAGGUUUAUUGCUUUCAUGAGAAAGGCCACCCUGGUGGGCACCAGCCUCAAGGAGGAAUGGGAUUCUUUGCAGAUUGCUGUUGGUAGGCAGAAACUGAGUCAAGAACGGCAGGCGGCGUAGGCUGGAAGGUGCUUGGUGGAUGCAAAGCAGCCACCCUCUGGAAGUCCCAGGGCCAGACUGUUUAGCUGUCUUUGUAGAGAUUGGGAGUGUGGGUCCUGGAGGUGCACUGUGGUGUUUGAUCUUGCCAUUUACUAACUGUGCAGUCUUGGGUGAGCCAUGUAUACGUUCUGGGCUGUGAUUUUAAGCUGCACAGCGGGACUAGUGCUAGCACCUGUCCCGGGGGCUGUUGUGAGCAUUAAUGGGUUCGUAUGUGGAAGGUGCCUGGACUCUCAUCUGGUACACAGUAAGUACCCAAUACAUGCAGCUGUUAGGAUUCUUCUCAGAACCCUCUCCCUGUGGCAGCUCACCAUGGGGCUUGCUGGCUUGCUGCUGCAGAAGGGCUGGAUGCGCGGGCCAGGACGGGCAGACCCCUGGCCCAGCUGUGCUGGGAUAACGUGGAGCCGACUCCAUAUGGACAGACUCAGCUGCCAGCUCUUGGUUGUCCAACCGGGCAGGCAGGAGGCCCUCUUGGAUACUGCACAAAUAGACAAGGGGCUGGUGGGCCACACUUGGGCCAGAGCCAUGGGUCCAGUUUGAGAUAGCAGGAUGCCCAUGUGGACUGAUAGGUAGGGCACAGUGAAUAGUGACAGUGACAUGGGACUCGUAGACAUGCAGGUGAACUGUGGGUGCAUCAGGGAAGCUGGGUUAGACUCGGUCAGAACAGUGGAGGGUGUCACUUAGGCCAAAGCAGCAAGACAGGGAGGGCCCAGCGCCAAGACCUGGGCUGACGGGUCAGCACUGAGGCUCAGGCGGAAGAGCGGGGCCCUAUUUGCAGCUCUGAGCACCACGUGAGGGCCAGUCAGGUGGCAAGAGCAACUUUGUCCCCCAUCCACCUGAGGUGGGCCAAGAGCUUGGAGUGCACCCAGGUCUAAGGUGGGAGAUGUUAGUGACGGGCAGGGAGCCGGGGAGCCCCAGCUGGAGUGAGCCUUUGCUGACCCCACAGGUGUCCAAGGAGGUCCCCUCUCCUGGUGUCACAAGAAUCCAUGACAAGACCUCUGAAGGCACUCCCAUUUCACAGAUGCAGAAACCAAGUCUCAGGGAGGGGCAGUGGCUUGCCCAACAUAAGGGGUAAGGGGAAGUUAGAGCUGGCCCUCUGGCUCCUAGAUCCUGAGCCCUUUUUCCUUUUUUUCAAGGAACUACAAGUAAUUAUAGAGGUGGGCAUGGCAGAGUGCAAAGAAGCCUGGAUUAGUGAACAAUAAUAGCAAUUGGCACUUCACUGCGCGCUUAUGGAGAAGCAGGCAUUGUGCUAAGUGAACUCACUUUACCUUCAGAGGAACCCUGGGAGGUGGGACCAUUAUGAUCAUGUCCAUUUCACAAAUAGAGAAACUGAGGCUUGGGGCAGUUGAGUGGCUUGUUGAGAUCACGGCUGGUGAGCAGUGGAGUUGCAGUUGAAUGCCAGGGCCUAUGCUGCUGGCCACGCUGCCACGCAGAUCAGCUGGGGCUCAUCCAGCGUGGUCACCGCCUUGCUGUCUAACUCUGGACACAUCUCUGAGCCUCCGUUUCUCCACCUGUAAAAGGGUCCUGGUCUCUCAGUGUCCAGGUAAGGAUCAAAUGAGAUCCAAGAGGAGACUGUUCUGCAGAAAGGAGGGUUUGUUACUGGGAUUCCAGUUUAUAGAAGAUUGGGUAGGUGGAUCA
This is a messenger RNA of Cercocebus atys (sooty mangabey), 4134 nucleotides long. Its product is annotated as paired box protein Pax-5. Gene Ontology annotation, molecular function: DNA-binding transcription factor activity, RNA polymerase II-specific; RNA polymerase II cis-regulatory region sequence-specific DNA binding. The record is from RefSeq and is a predicted model, not a curated record. The transcript has 7 exons. Gene Ontology annotation, biological process: regulation of transcription by RNA polymerase II; anatomical structure development. Bases 1119 to 2057 code for a protein of 312 amino acids. Lineage: Eukaryota; Metazoa; Chordata; Mammalia; Primates; Cercopithecidae.